GACACAGGUGUGAAAAUAUCGUCUAUGGUCAUAUCAUGAAUGAAGAGGACUAAGAUGUCCUGACUGAAGGGAGAAUUACUUUUCUGAUGCUGAAUGUUGUGAGAGUCGACACCCGUCCUGGAAAGAUCCCUUGUGUGUUGCUAUCAGUCAAAUCAAAGGUAAAAACAAGACACACGCCCUUUUAUAUUACCUCAAUCCCCACGAGCCGGGGAUCUCCCGUUGUUUUUCGGGGCACACAGUGUGACAGACAGUUCGUCCGAGGAUGAGGAGAGAUCUUGGGGUGGCAUUGCUCUUGCUGCUGUCUGCAGCUAUAGAGUCCAAAAGCACGUCUCCACCAGGGAAACCAGUCCUGCUCGGCUGCAGGUCCCCCGACAAGGAGACGUUCACCUGCUGGUGGGAGCCGGGCUCCGAUGGAGGGCUGCACACCACACACCGUCUGUUUUACGAGAGAGAAAAUUUGGAGGGAACGCACGAGUGUCCGGACUAUAAAUCGGCAGGAAGGAACUCCUGUUUCUUUGACAAGGAACACACCUCCAUCUGGGUCUACUACUACCUGACUGUGAUGGCCUCCAAUGCUCUGGGGAAUGCCACUUCAGACAUCUUUAAGAUGGAAGUGAUGUAUAUUGUGAAGCCCGAUGCUCCUGAAAAUGUGACGCUGCUGGUGGAGGAGAGAGAGAACAGUCCAUAUCUUCUCAUCAGAUGGGAGCCUCCCUCUAACACGGACACCAAGUCCGGCUGGGUCACCGUUAAAUAUGAACUUAGAGUCCAAGAAGACAACAGCAAGUGGACGGAGUACCCUGCCGGUACACAAACUCAUUUCACCCUGUACAGCCUCAGUCCUGGGGCGGUGUACACAGUUCAGGUCCGCUGCAGGCUAGACCACGGCUCCUGGAGCGAGUGGAGCAACUCGACCUGUGUGAAAAUCCCUAACUAUCAUCAGAAUAUGAGACCAUUUUGGAUAAUGGUUUCUAUCCUCUCUGCAAUGCCACUAAUAACAGCAGUGUGUAUCUUGGUACUGAAGAGGAAAUCCGUAAAGCAGUUUUUUCUGCCCCCGGUUCCUGGUCCAAAGAUAAGAGGUGUUGACGCUCAACUUCUCAAGAGUGGGGGAUCUAAAGAAGUCGACAAUGCCCUGAUGGUCAACCAGAGCUUUCCUCCUAUCUCGGCCUGGAAGGACCAAAUGGAGGAGUACCUAAUUGUGACAGAAAAUGACGAUGGGCUUCCCUCCAAUUCUCAAAAAAGGAAGAAAAGCUUCAUUAUUCCCGCUGGCUUCAACUUAGACUUGGAGAAAAUCUAUUUUGAUGCGACAACAAAAUGCCAAAAUGCCUGGGAAACGACAAAGGAAAGAUAUGAAAAGGAUAGCUUUGAAGUAGAUAACACCAUCCAACCCUUAACAAACAUCGGUUAUGUGGAUAUUCAGAGACAUGUGGAAAACAUCCAGGCGGUGGAUGUAAAACAGGUGGACUACAGCAGAGUGAAAGAGGUGAAUGGUGAAAAUAUUCUCAUCUGCAAAAAAGAAAACGUCCCAUUUGAGAGCUCUGGCUACAUUGGUGUUCGGAUACAAGAGAACACACCAGAGGAGUACAGCAGGGUGAAGGAGGUGGACAGGAACAAUAUGGUCAUUCUGCAGACACAGAAUGUGUCGGUUGACACUUCCAGUAGAGAAAAGGAAAACCACUACACAGACUGUGACCUUCUGAGGACAAGAAAACCUCAUAUGUGCACAGAACUCAUCGAAAACGGAUAUGUGGAUACCAUCCACCCAUCAUCAAAUAUAGGAUGAAUCGCUAUGACAUUUAGA
Anoplopoma fimbria (sablefish) is the source of this 1798-nucleotide messenger RNA. It is a transcript of the gene prlrb, whose product is annotated as prolactin receptor b. Gene Ontology annotation, molecular function: cytokine receptor activity; protein binding. The transcript is spliced from 10 exons. Gene Ontology annotation, cellular component: external side of plasma membrane. Bases 263 to 1780 code for a protein of 505 amino acids. The record is from RefSeq and is a predicted model, not a curated record. Gene Ontology annotation, biological process: cytokine-mediated signaling pathway. NCBI's taxonomy places the organism in Eukaryota, Metazoa, Chordata, Actinopteri, Perciformes, Anoplopomatidae.